CACUGCGCCGAUUCCCCAAUAACUUCUUGCGUCCGCCUCCUCUCGCGCGCUCUGCGCGAGCGCAGUUUCCCAAAGGCAAACGCCAUAAUGACGGUUCAAACCACCUCCGAUCGACCCAGCAAACUCGCUGGGUACGACUUCUACCGCCAGAUCCUCGGCAGCCCAAAGCUCAUCGUCGCGCCGAUGGUCGAUCAAAGCGAAUUGGCAUGGAGAAUCCUAUCUCGCCGAUACGGUGCCCAGCUUUGUUACACACCCAUGAUAAACGCCAAGAUGUUCUCCCCCCCAUCCGCAAACUCAUACCGCGCCCAAGCAUUCAACACCUCCCUCCAGGAAGAAGGCUCAACCACGCACGACCGCCCUCUCAUCGUCCAAUUCUGCGCUAACAACCCCUCGCAACUCUUAACGAGCGCACUUGCCGUCCAAGACCACUGCGAUGCCAUUGAUAUAAAUCUUGGGUGUCCCCAGGAUAUCGCAAGGAAGGGACACUAUGGGAGCUUUUUGAUGGAUGAGUGGGAGCUUGUUUAUGAAUUGAUCAAUAUCCUUCACUUAAACCUCUCCAUCCCCGUCACAGCCAAAUUCCGAAUAUUCCCCUCUAUAGAAAAAACAGUCGCAUACGCAAAGAUGCUCGAAAGCGCAGGAGCCCAAAUUCUCACUUGUCACGGCCGCCUACGCACACAACGCGGGCAAAACACAGGGCUUGCAGACUGGGCCCACAUCAAAGCCGUAAAAGAGGCUGUUGGGGUGCCUGUAUUCGCCAAUGGUAAUAUUUUGUUUUAUGAGGACGUGUUGAGGUGCAUGGAGGAGACUGGUGUGGAUGGGGUGAUGAGCGCUGAGGGGCAGUUGUAUAAUCCUGCCUUGUUUGCUCCUGCUCCGUGUCAGGAUCCUGGAUCGACGUUGAAAGGCGCACACCCACCCCACGCGGAGCUUGCGCUUGAGUAUCUGGAUAUCGUCAAGAGCCUCAAGACGCCAACAGCGACGAGUGCGGUGAAAGGUCACCUUUUCAAGAUCAUGCGACCCGCUUUGAGCAGGGAGAUCGAUCUGAGGGAGCGAUUGGGUCGGAUCAGAGGGUCGAAUGUCGUUGAGGAGUAUAUUGAGGUUGCGAAGGAGAUGAAGGAGAGGAUGGAGAGGGAUGUUGCGGAGGCGAUGGAGGGGGGGAAGACGAUUGAUGAUUUGAUCACGAUAGAGCCUACGACGGGGAUCAGGGUGCUGCCGCAUUGGCUCUCCCAGCCGUAUUUCAGACCGCUCAAGUCGCCGACAGAUGAUUUGAAACGAGGAUCGUCGCCGAUACCGAUAUCUCACGAAGACGUGAAGCGGCCGAAGCUCUCUGUGGAAUCUGCUGGUGGCGAGAUAGGUGUCCCUCUGUGAUUCCCGU
Suillus paluster is the source of this 1372-nucleotide messenger RNA. RefSeq names its product dihydrouridine synthase-domain-containing protein. Gene Ontology annotation, biological process: tRNA processing. Gene Ontology annotation, molecular function: tRNA dihydrouridine synthase activity; flavin adenine dinucleotide binding. Lineage: Eukaryota; Fungi; Basidiomycota; Agaricomycetes; Boletales; Suillaceae. The transcript has 4 exons. Bases 88 to 1365 code for a protein of 425 amino acids. The record is from RefSeq and is a predicted model, not a curated record.